AUGGCCGAAGGAGGGCCCGCCAGGUCCACUGAGCAGGAGGAGCGGACUCGACCCCACAUCCGGUCAGGAGAGGGGUUCUGCAAAUGGUUCAACGUCCGCAUGGGCUUUGGAUUUAUCUCCAUGACCAGCAGCGAGGGGACCCCUGUCGACCCCCCUCUGGAUGUUUUCGUGCACCAAAGUAAGCUGGUGAUGGAGGGCUUCCGAAGCUUAAAGGAAGGGGUGCCAGUUGAGUUCACUUACAAGAAGUCUUGCAAGGGCCUCGAGUCCUUGCGAGUGACGGGACCGGGUGGGGGACCAUGCGCUGGCAGUGAGAGGAGGCCGAAAGGGAAGGUCCCACUCCAAAAGCGCAAACCAAAGGGAGACCGCUGUUAUAACUGUGGAGGACUGGACCACCACGCUAAGGAGUGUAGCCUGCCCCCCCAGCCAAAGAAAUGCCACUACUGCCAGAGCAUCACGCACAUGGUGGCCCAAUGCCCACACAAGCCGAUGGCGCCCUCCGCAGGCUCUCAGGACCAACACGCGUCUACCUCGGCCUCUAGCCCGGGGUCGUCGGCCUACCUCGGCCUCCCAGAGGAAGAAGAGCACUACGGCGCUUCUCCCCUGGGGGGGUCAUCCUCAUCCCCGGAAGAGCCCCAAAGUCACCAUGGACCCCGUACCCAGAGGUGGAGGAAAUACUAA
Messenger RNA from Nerophis lumbriciformis (worm pipefish), 678 nucleotides. Lineage: Eukaryota; Metazoa; Chordata; Actinopteri; Syngnathiformes; Syngnathidae. The record is from RefSeq and is a predicted model, not a curated record.